Talaromyces stipitatus ATCC 10500 is the source of this 1035-nucleotide messenger RNA. RefSeq names its product Mating-type protein MAT-1, putative. The record is from RefSeq and is a predicted model, not a curated record. Gene Ontology annotation, cellular component: nucleus. The transcript is spliced from 2 exons. Gene Ontology annotation, biological process: positive regulation of mating-type specific transcription, DNA-templated. Gene Ontology annotation, molecular function: DNA binding, bending. NCBI's taxonomy places the organism in Eukaryota, Fungi, Ascomycota, Eurotiomycetes, Eurotiales, Trichocomaceae. Bases 1 to 1035 code for a protein of 344 amino acids.
AUGGCGACUGGUACGAUUGAAAUGGAUUCCUUGCAGAGGGCCUUCAACCUUUUCAUCCUGGGCCUUCCUAGCAAUGACCUGGAAAGUCUCCUUACCUCCCUCCGCGAUGAUGGAUCUCGUACUGGGUUUGAAACCGAGUUCCUGAGACUCACAAAUGAAGUCCUUACUACCGUCUCUACCAAGGAGGCGCCUGGUAGCCCAAAUUCCUCUGAUAGAAACACCGGCUCCAGCAGCAGCAAAAAGUCGACGGACAAGAAGUUACGUCCUUUGAAUAGUUUCAUUGCCUACCGAAGCUUUUACUCGGCUAUUUUUCCAGACAUAACUCAGAAAACCAAGUCUGGUAUCAUCAAAGACCUGUGGCAAGCCGAUCCCUACAAGGCUAAAUGGGCUAUUUUAGCAAAGGUUUACUCGACGCUCCGUGAUGAUCAUGGACGAAAUGUCACUCUGGAGACUUUCUUGAACUUGACUGUUCCGUUUAUUGGUCUGAUUCAGCCUAAUGAAUACCUGGCAGCCAUGGGCUGCCGAGUCGCGUUCACUGAUGAGCAAAACUACAUAAUCGAAACCAUCUCAUCACCCAGGACUGAUAUCUCCGAGGCAACAAACUACUCUGUUGCUGAUGUUGUCGACUUCUGCUACACGACCGGCUAUGUUCAUGCUGAUGGUACCCAACACGCUAAUCAGUCCGCGACAACUUCUCAGCUUUCAUUUGCCGCACAUUCAAAUGGCAAUAUUCGAACCGACCAGGCAGCCAUUGUAUUGGACAAUGUCAAUCGUGUCAUGCCUCACAAUGGACAAAUUGUUGCGACACAGACUCAGGCCACUACCAGUGAAUUGCUCAGAGUUCGUUACCCCAUGCAGACUCAAGAUGAAAUGGUCGAGAACAUCAGAGCUAAGAUCGAAGAGCUGAGCCAAUACAAUGGUGGUGAUCCAGACAUGUAUGCAGUUUUCAAUCCCGCAGUGCAAGGAUUCCCCGUUUACGAUCCUUUCGCUCACGACCCAUUUGAUGCUUACGACAUCACUGAGAUGCCACUUUGA